AUGUCAUAUUCAAAUCAGUCUCAGAUAAAUGUGUUUGCUGGACUUCAGGGUGACUUGCUGGUGGAAUAUGUUCUGUUCACCGUGCUCUGUUCCUUGCCAUGCUGUUUGUUCCUCUUCAUUAAUGGGAUGAUGUUAUUCACACUGAGGAGUAAAGCGGUGUUUCGUGAGACUCCUCGUUACAUCCUUCUGUAUAACGUGCUGUUAGCAGACACUGCACUGCUCGCACAGAGCCAGUUACUCUACGCACUGGCUGCUUCUGGACUCAGACUGACGUAUCCUGUGUGUGGAGUUCUCACCAUGCUGACCACUCUGUCAAAUGAAAUCUCUCCUCUCACGCUGAUGGUGAUGUCUCUGGAGAGGUGUCUGAGCGUUCUUAUCUACGGCCUCAAAGACCAGACCAUCAGACCCGUCCUCAUGUUCUACCUCUGCUGUUGUCUGCAGAGAGCCAAACCCAGACACAGCAACAAGCAAGAAAACAAAGGGGAGAAUGAAAAGCGGGCACGUGUUACACCCUCUGAAAAGGACCCCGUUAUUACACCAAAAGGGAAGGAGUUCACGGGUACCGUGAGGGAGGUGAUAGAGAACCUGCCCUCGAGAGACCGUAUGAAUGCAGAGUAUAUUAUGAGGAAGGUUUCAACAGCUCGACACAGCAGACGGGGGGACAGUGUGAGUGGCAGCUGCGGCGCUUACCAAGCCUACAAACUCAGUAAGCGCAUCAGAGGCAGUGAGAGCAAAUGCGGUGAUGCUGACUGGUGUCACGUACAGUUCUUUCCGCCGUAUAAUUCUUUCCGCCUCGCUUAG
This is a messenger RNA of Thalassophryne amazonica, 801 nucleotides long. RefSeq lists its product as uncharacterized. The coding region runs from base 1 to 801 and encodes 266 amino acids. The record is from RefSeq and is a predicted model, not a curated record. Gene Ontology annotation, cellular component: membrane. The transcript is spliced from 4 exons. Lineage: Eukaryota; Metazoa; Chordata; Actinopteri; Batrachoidiformes; Batrachoididae.